This is a messenger RNA of Tachysurus fulvidraco (yellow catfish), 2036 nucleotides long. Its product is annotated as vesicle transport protein SFT2B-like. Gene Ontology annotation, cellular component: membrane. The transcript has 9 exons. NCBI's taxonomy places the organism in Eukaryota, Metazoa, Chordata, Actinopteri, Siluriformes, Bagridae. The record is from RefSeq and is a predicted model, not a curated record. Gene Ontology annotation, biological process: vesicle-mediated transport. The coding region runs from base 1 to 396 and encodes 131 amino acids.
AUGGCGUUGGUGCUGAUUCAGCAGAAGGAGACGAAGGGAGCGUGCUGUCUGUUUAUCCCCAAGAUAGGUCUGAUCCUCUUUAUCGUCUUUUACACGUUCGGGAAUAUCUGCUCCUUGACCAGCUCUUUGUUUCUGAUGGGACCAAUGAAGCAGCUGAAGAUGAUGUUUGAUAAAACCAGAGUGUUUGCGACGGUGGUCAUGCUCGUGUGCCUGGUGCUGACACUGUGUGCAGCAUUUUGGUGGAAGAUCUUUGCUUUGACAUUGCUGUUUGUUAUUUUGCAAGUCAUCGCGUUCACUUGGUAUGGACUCUCUUACAUCCCUUUUGCGAGAGAUGCCAUAUUGAAGUUCUUUUCCAUGAUGUUCAAAAUGUGUAUAAGUUGUUGUAAGGAGAAUUGACACUUCCUGAGGAUUCAUCUGUACAAGUUUGAAGCAGGACCUGUUUUAGAGCAUAUUGACUGCUAAAAUACACAUCAUACCUUGUUCCAAAUAUAGCGAACACUCGAUCGACUGGUUUUACUUUUGCCUUUUUAAAGAUGAAAGAAUUCAAAACUAAGAAAAUAGGAUUGUGUCAGUGUCUCGGAUCGUUCUUUUAUUCCGUUUAGUUGAGAUCUAGUAGAGGAUUUUCAUCCUAUGAACUAAGCAUUGUUUUCUGUUUUUUUGUCUUUUGGGUCUGUUUUGAUUUUCCAUUGCCAUUCUUGACAUUGUGGGAUCUGAAACUAUCGCAAAUGCUGUGCAAUAUUGUAAAAUAAACAAACAAACAAAUAAAUUCUCAUAUUUAUUCCAUGUUCAAAUUUUAUUGUACCAUUUUCUCUAACAGAGUGGGCGCGACUUAUAACUGAGGAAAAAUAAUGUAAUGUAUAUGUAAAUAAAACAACUUUUCUAAACAUUUUCAACAUUGUUUUGAUGAUUUUUGAUCUUUUAUUUUGACAAAUAGCACGCGGGCUGUUGUUAAAGCACAAUCCCAGCACGCUGAUUGGUCCGUCGUUGCUACGCCUCGUUUCCAUGCGGAACUCAAGCGGUUUAAGGCGCGAAGUAAAGGAAGCGGAAUCACCUCAGAAAGUUUGUGGAGAAAAUGUCAAGGUUUCUUAAAGCGGUUCGUAAAUACAGAAUUAAUCCGGAAGAGUCUGAGCUUUCAGAGGACGACCUGCAGACAUGGGGACUAACAGGAGUUGUGUUGAGGCCGUACCAGCUGCUUGGGGUGCAGUGGAUGGAACAAUGUAUGAAGUCUCUUACAGGCUGCAUCCUGGGGGAUGAAAUGGGUUUAGGGAAAACCUGUCAGCAUCAAAGACCCGAAUAGAGGAGAAACACAGAGCUCGGGGUCAGAGGAUUCAUCUCAGCUUCCAGCACACCUGAGCCCAGCAAACACUGUCUACUUUAGUGGCACUAAUCUCUGGGGAUGACAUUACAUAAGAGUGACAUGUCGAGUAUUGCUGUUUCAUUUUAUUAGCAUUUAAUUACUAUGCUACUCUACUGUACAUACCGCUCUUUUUUAGUGCCAUUUAAUAUAAUUAACAUUUAUUUACACUAAUUUAGGCUUCUCCGUGUAUGCUUAUGUUGUAUAUUAAAAGAGCAGUUAAUAAACAAAUUAUAGCCUGCAUUACCCCAGACUAGAUAAAAAGUUAGAGCUAACAAAUACUAUUGUCGUUGCCCAGGUUCAAUGACUUUAUGCCAGCUUGGGAAUGCCUUGGUAAGGUAUGUCAGGCUGGAUAGGGAAUGCAAAUGUAAAUUACCUUAAAGAAGCUAGCAAAUAUAAUUAUUUCCAUUUCUGGCAUCUGGCUGACACCCUGAUCUCAUUUAUGUGGCUGAGCAAUUGAGGGUUAAGGGCCUCGCUCACUGACCUAGGGGUGGCAGCUUGGUGGCAGCUCGAGUUACGAUCUUACAAUCACUAGUCCAACACCUUAACCACCGGGCUACCACUUCCCCUUCAUUAUGUCAUGACAAAGGAGCAAACUGAUUGCACUAUGUAUAAUCCUUUUUUCUUGUUAAUUGUUUUAAUUUUAUUUUUAAAAAAUUUUUAAAUAAAUUUUUUAAUCAUU